AAUGGAUCUGGCUGGAUGAGUGCGAUGGAAUACGUUCCGCAAAAUUGAUGAUGAAUUAAAGAUUUAAUUAAGUCUCAAAAGCGACCGAGUGAGGGGUCUGAAGUAUGGCGAUCUAACAAGAGGACGCCAGAUUCCGGUGGAGUAAGUAGUAGGGAAGUUGUUUCCGGUUCACAACCACGGAGGGUUUACAAGCUGAGAAUUCUGUUGCCGAAUGGGAUGACUGUAUUGGUGAAGAUACCUGAAGGAACGGAGUCGAUUACUGUUAUAGAGAGCUUGCUAACAAAGUAAAAGAGCAACAUGAUAGAGCAAUACAAGCCAAAAAAGCAUCUAGCCCUAAGAAAAGUGUUAAAUGGGAUGCUGAUUUGUGUUUUGUUGACGAUUAUGAUUAUGUUUAUAGAAAUUGCCUUAAGUUAACAAAGUUAAAGAUGAACAAAGUACACAAUCUCAGACUUGAUGAUGGGUCUCCACCGGCAACAAUCUAUGAGAGUUGUUAAUGGAAUUACCAGAAGAAUAUACUUUUGAAACCGCAUUGGCUGAUUUGAUUGACAAUUCUUUGCAAGCGGUGUGGGCGAAUGAUGAAAGUGAUGGGAGGCUAAUAAGUGUUGAAGUUUCAAAUGAGAAGAUAUCUAUUUUUGACACAGGGCCGGGUAUGGACUCUACGUCUAUAGAGAAGUGGGGGAAAAUGGGCGCUUCCCCACAUAGGGCAUACAAGGCACAAGCCAUUGGUGGCAAGCCUCCAUAUUUAAAGCCUGCCUUUGGCAUGUUUGGAUACGGUGGCUUUAUUGCAUCUAUGCAUUUAGGAAGGUGCACGGAAGUUUUGUCAAAGACCAAACAUGGUAAAAAAGUGUAUAUGUUACGUCUUGAGAGAGACGCUCUUGUCAGUGGUUCUGUUUCUGGUUCGAAAGCAACCUGGAGGACUUACGGUCGCCUUCGAGACCCCACAAAUGACGAACUUGAAUUAUCUCCCGGGGGAAGUUUCACAAAGGUUGAGAUUUUCGAACCAAAGAUUAGAAGCACCAAUAACAUAAGGUGGCUUCAAUUCAAAUUAAAGGAUAUUUACUUCUCGUAUAUUUAGGUUUGCUGCCUUAUACAUGAUGCAGGGGUGUUAAAAUUUGCAUUCUUAGAUUACCAAGAUAAAUUCAUUAUUUAUGUCUUCAACUAUAAGAUUCGUUGUUCUUACAGCAUCUUGUAUCAAGAGAACCCGAUCCUCUUGAUUCUCAGGUAACUUUUCUGCUGUUUCAAAUUUCGACCCGUUUAUGUAAACGGGUCGACUCGGAUCUUUUAACCUGUAACAGGUCAACUAAAGAAUGUUGAUACAGAUGAAAAAGUCAAAUGGGUUGAACAGGUCAAACCACGAAAGUGGCGCAAAUUGUCGCGUUAAUGCUUACAACCUACUAAAUCAGUUUAUCAGUCAACUAUAUUAUUGUUUGUUUGUACUAAACAUUGACACUUUCGCAGGUUGUUACCAUUGCCAAGUUUCAUGGUGGUGGUGCUUUUAAUGUUAUUCCAGAUUCUGUCACCAUUGGUGGAACUUUUAGAGCUUUCUCUAAAGAAACUUUCAUGCGACUCAGGCAACGAAUAGAAGAGGUGAUUGUAGGGUGGGAAGAAAACCGGAGCGGUUAGCUCAAGAAGUGUACCGAGAGAUUGCAGGGUCGGAAGAUAUGAAAGAUAGUAUGGUUGAUGAGCUCGUUGAUAAGGAUAUGAGCAGUUGUAGUUACAAAAAUAUACUUCUAUAUGAUUUUUUUUUCAUCAUUUUAAGGUUUAAGGUUUGAGUUAUGUUUCCGCCCCAUAUUGUCGACUCCGCUGCAACGCGCGGGUUACCCACUAGUACUAUAAAAAGGAGAAGUGAUGUACAAAAUUAUAAUUUUACUACAAGUACAAGUUUUGAAGCAAGAUAUACAAGAGUGUGCAAGCCAAUAUAAUAGAGAGAUGGAUUUAUUUUUAAGACGCAUUAGGGCUAAAACUGAGAUUUUGCAUCAGGAUGGAUUGAAUGCGGCAUUCAUUAUCUGUUAUAGCCACCUCUUCAGUUUCUUUGUUUAUGGCUAUAACUCCCAUAGUGGUAAUUACAAUUGACGGUACAAUUCAUUACUCAUUUUCCUACUCCCUCUGUCUUUUCAAAUCCAAACUACGAUGGUGUGCUCCGAUGGUGUGCUUGCCCUGGCAAUGAUUCAAACCAUGACUACAGAUCUGAAAAUUAAGCCAAGACGGAUUCAGAGGCAACAUUCAAGUAUGCUGUUGUUUGCUUUCCCCGUGAAUGCUUUUAUUAUACAUCUUUUUACUUGUUUCUUCAAGAGAGAUAUGGGGAGUU
Messenger RNA from Helianthus annuus (common sunflower), 2308 nucleotides. Its product is annotated as structural maintenance of chromosomes flexible hinge domain-containing protein GMI1. The record is from RefSeq and is a predicted model, not a curated record. The transcript has 11 exons. The coding region runs from base 494 to 1075 and encodes 193 amino acids. Lineage: Eukaryota; Viridiplantae; Streptophyta; Magnoliopsida; Asterales; Asteraceae.